AUGGAAACAUUUAACAAAAAUCAAAAUAAUGAAUGUAAUGAAGAAGUGGAAACAAUAUAUGAGAUAGAGGAAGACCCAUUAUCACCUGAUUUACCAUAUACAAGUAGAGAGAAUUAUGGAGAUUCAUCAGCAUCAGCAUCAACACAUCUUUUACAUGAAAACAUUCAAAAAGACGAAUUUACACCUUUUCAGCAGCAGAAAAAUGAAAAAAAACAUGAACAGUUAGAAAAAAAUAAAAAUAAAGCAUCUAAAUCAUUUAUACGUUCUUUUACAUCACGAAUUUCAUCUCAUUAUACAUCUACAUUUCAUCAAAAUGACGGCGUCUUUGCAAACUUAAACGCCAAACCAGAAGUGUCUAAGGAAAAAUUUGAAGAAUUUCCGCCAUCCUAUGAACAAGCUGCGGCAGAUGCAACACCUUCUUACUGGGAAAAUACAAUGAUUGCUCCAGGUAUAUCUGAAGACGAAGUAUUUAUUAAUGGACUUCCAGUCGGAAAUAUUUUUGGGUUUUUAUGGAAUAUGCUAAUCUCUUUUUCAUUCCAAUUCAUUGGUUUUCUUCUCACAUAUUUAUUACAUACAACAUAUGCAGCAAAAUGCGGUUCAAAAGCGGGUCUUGGAACAACACUUAUUCAAUAUGGGUUUUAUAUGCGAUCUAUCAAAGAUAACGUAUUUAAUGAUGACACUUCUGAUAACAAUCCAAAAAAUGAUAAUCAAGAAUACCAAAACGAUUCUCUAGAUCAUAUAAUUAUCUCAUAUCUUCUAAUGAUUAUCGGUUGGUUUCUUUUAUUUCGGUCUACUACAGAAUUUUUAAAAGCAAGACGUAUCGAAAUGUGUGUUAGAGAAACAUCUUCACCAUCCAAUACUACUCAGACAACACGAAACGAAGCAUCUGAAACAGCAGUAUAA
Molecule: messenger RNA, 903 nt
Organism: Pneumocystis jirovecii RU7
Lineage: Eukaryota; Fungi; Ascomycota; Pneumocystomycetes; Pneumocystales; Pneumocystaceae
Exons: 3
Coding region: 1-903 (300 amino acids)
Biological process (GO): positive regulation of protein ubiquitination; ubiquitin-dependent protein catabolic process; metal ion transport
Cellular component (GO): perinuclear region of cytoplasm; Golgi apparatus; endoplasmic reticulum
Source: RefSeq, a predicted model, not a curated record